AUGGCGAACUCAACACAAGUGCCAUACUACUACAAAACUACUUAUCAUAGUUCUCCCACAUACCUUUACCCAUCUAAAAGACCACCUGAUGACGUAGAGAUUAAAAACCACACAAUAAUAGUUAAAACCAGGCAAGCUUACCAAAAAGUAGACUAUAGAAAUGGCACGAAUAAUACAAGUGGAAAUUUUAUGAUGCUAGUUGAAGAUUUUAGUGAUUAUUUCUAUGGCAAUACUAGCCAUGAUAUAUUUAGUGAGCAUAACGGUACCUUAGAUGUAUUAAAUGAUGUGUACGAGUAUACAAAUUGUUCUAUAAAUGGGACUUUUAAUAUAUCUUGCUUCAAUAGGGCAGAGUUGAUGCCCGAGUAUAAUUUUUGGGCAUUACUGUUGUUGAUAUUUCCAUUUUUUACUUUGUUUGGGAAUGUGUUAGUGAUAAUGAGUGUCGUGAGAGAAAGAACACUGCAGACUGUGACGAAUUACUUUAUUGUGAGUUUGGCUGUAGCAGAUCUGUUGGUGGCAGUGGUCGUGAUGCCGUUUGGAGUUUACUAUUUGGUGAAUGGUUCCUGGGGGCUGCCAGCGUUUGUAUGCGACGUGUACAUCGCUAUGGACGUCACCUCUUCCACUUCUAGCAUAUUCAACUUAGUCGCCAUCUCUGUUGAUAGGUAUAUAGCAGUAACCCAGCCAAUAAAAUACGCAAAGCACAAGAACAACAGACGAGUCUGGUUCACCAUAGUCCUGGUCUGGCUGAUCUCCGCCGCGAUAGGAGCUCCCAUUGUCCUGGGUCUCAACGACACCCCGGACAGAAACUUCGACGAAUGCCUCUUCAACAGCCAGAACUAUGUCAUCUAUUCUUCAUUGGGAUCCUUCUACAUACCCUGCAUCAUGAUGAUGUUUCUGUACUAUAAUAUAUUUAAGGCAUUAAGAAAUCGAGCUAAAAAGCAGCGAGCAGCCAAGAAACCUCCUAUAUCAGGCGAUCCCACCACGGGGGCCACCACAGCUGUAGUAAUAGAAAAUGUCGCGCAAACCAGAAGAUUGGCAGAAACAGCGUUGCAUGAUGAUAGACCAACUAAUACAGGAUCUGGAAGCAAUGAAGAUGACCAUGAGGAUAGUUUCGAUAAAAGAUCAGCUGACUUGGAGGCGGAUGCAGACGACUGUCACGUGAUACCCAACGACAAAUCUACGGAGUUCAUGUUAGCAACAGUCGCCGAGGAAACAAACACACCUAAAAGAAACUUGAAAUCCCAGCCUCCUGAUCCAAACGGGAACAACGAUUCAGGAUACGCGCCGUCCAACUUAGAAGAGACAAUCAGGGAACACAUGUCACCCCCAGGAUCGCCAGGGUUGAAAGAUGCAACGGUACUCAAGAAUAUGAGCUGUGAUGGUUCCAAAUGGAAAAAGAAUGGAAAAGCCGCCAAGUUAGUAGUAGACUCGAGAAACGUCUCACUAGCAGUGCGUUCAGAAGAUGAGCACGAAACGAGUCACUACGACCUCAGUGACGGGUCGUCAGCGAAGAAGGAGAGGAAGGCCAGCGCAGCGACAGCACGGUUCACCAUUUACAAGGCUAACAAGGCCAGUAAGAAAAAGAGGGAGAAGUCUUCCGCGAAAAAAGAGAGAAAAGCUACUAAAACGUUGGCGAUUGUGUUAGGUGUGUUCUUAUUCUGUUGGGCGCCGUUCUUCACAUGUUCCGUACUUGGUGCUAUUUGUGACAAAUUCCAAUUGCCGUUUUCACCAGGAGUGACUACUUUCAUACUGACCACUUGGUUAGGCUACAUCAACUCGUUCCUCAACCCCGUAAUUUACACAAUAUUCAACCCAGAAUUCCGAAAGGCCUUCCGGAAAAUAUUGAAAUGCGGCACCUAG
Molecule: messenger RNA, 1857 nt
Organism: Amyelois transitella
Lineage: Eukaryota; Metazoa; Arthropoda; Insecta; Lepidoptera; Pyralidae
Gene: Dop2R
Product: dopamine D2-like receptor
Exons: 8
Coding region: 1-1857 (618 amino acids)
Biological process (GO): adenylate cyclase-activating adrenergic receptor signaling pathway
Cellular component (GO): membrane
Molecular function (GO): dopamine neurotransmitter receptor activity, coupled via Gi/Go; G protein-coupled receptor activity
Source: RefSeq, a predicted model, not a curated record